UGAAUCCCUCCAACCUGGAACUGCUUCACCUGCAUCGAGAAUUUAUCAAAUCUUUAGUGGAGGGCAUGCAGCAACUAAUUCAAUUUUACAACUGACAAUAUGAAGAAUGCAGUUGACCGGGUAUCUUUCUAGCUGUAUGAUCUGCAAGCAUCAGGAUGCAUCCCUAAAAUGUAUGCUUAGGACAUAAAAGGAAUUAGAAACUAAACAUGGAACACACUUAUAUCACCACAUAAGUGCAUGACACUUCAACAAUAUACACAGAAGACUAACACAUCUGCUCAGAUUUUCAUGAAAAGACGACUGCAAUGAUUGAUUCUUAAAAUGGUGAGCAAUUCUUAAAGAGGGAUUUAUAACUUAAAACCAGAAUUGUGGAAACUACUGACGCAUGAAGAAACAAUGAAACAUGAAUUCCCAAAAGCAGAACGUGCACACUCCACCAGCAAGCUGAACAAGGGUUUAAUCAAGCUUUUUCUAUACUACUCAUUAAAUAACUUAUUUGCCAUAAUGACUAAUGGAUAUUUUUCUCUCAAUUUUAUGAUCUGUUAUGUAUUCUCCUUUAAGGAAAAUAAACCAAAUUAGGUAACUCAUGGUUUCUCUCAAAGCACAUGAACUGGAUUUUAUGAUGUAUAGCAACUUCUUUGACUAAGCCAUCACUCAAAAGUAAUGAGCAGGAGUAUUACAGAAAGAAAUACGCAAAUGUAACUAAAGGAUGUCUACGUACACUUUGAACACAGAGAUCAGAUGUGUUUUCCUUUUUUUUUAAUCCCGGAAAAUAAAAAUGCACAAAAUGCAACUGGGAAAAGAAAUUAACAUCACUUAAAAGAAGGUUUAUUUUUAUUGCUGGCUUGAAACUCAGAACAGAUAAAAGAAUAUGCACUGGUCUGUAGAAGUAUCUCAGGCAAUUAAGAAGUCCCUAUGUUUAAUCAAAUUUUUUUGCUGCUGAAGUGCUGGAACAAAAAAAAGAAAAAAAAAUUCUGCAAGGAAUGAAAUAGAGCCCAGCCACAACUUGGUUGCCAGGUGAAAAUGCAUGUCAAAUAUCUGUCAGUGACACCAUGUAUCAAUUUAUGACAAGCUGCUACAAUGAUCUGAAAGGCCCUUGAGGCACAGAAAACAGGAGAAAAAACAACUGCAACAAAAGAAUGUGUUUCUCCCCCAUUCUGGAAGUCAACAUGCAGUCUGAAUCUAACAUUACAGUUCGAGAUGCCAUUGACGACAUCGACACCAACAUGUACCAACCACUGUCAUAUCCAUUAAGCUUUCAAGUUUCUCUCACUGGAUUUUUGAUGUUAGAAAUUGUUUUGGGACUUGGCAGCAACCUCACCGUGCUGGUACUUUACUGUAUGAAAUCCAACUUAAUCAAUUCUGUCAGUAACAUAAUUACAAUGAACCUUCAUGUACUUGAUGUAAUAAUUUGUGUGGGAUGUAUUCCUCUAACUAUAGUUAUCCUUCUGCUUUCACUGGAGAGCAACACUGCUCUAAUCUGCUGCUUCCAUGAGGCUUGUGUCUCUUUUGCAAGCGUUUCAACUGCAAUCAAUGUCUUCGCUAUCACUCUGGACCGAUAUGAUAUCUCCGUAAAACCUGCCAAUCGAAUUCUGACCAUGGGAAGAGCUGUGAUAUUAAUGACAUCAAUAUGGAUCAUUUCGCUUUUUUCCUUCCUGAUUCCUUUCAUUGAAGUCAAUUUUUUCAGUCUUCAAAGUGCAAGCACGUGGGAAAAUAAGACACUUUUGUGUGUCAGCGCAAAUGAAUACCACACUGAGCUGGGAAUGUACUACCACCUUCUCGUUCAGAUUCCAAUCUUUUUCUUCACUGUUAUAGUCAUGCUAAUUACAUACUCCAAAAUACUCCAGGCUCUUAAUAUUCGAAUUGGCACAAGAUUUACAACAGGACAAAAGAAAAAAGCCAGAAAGAAAAAAACUAUUUCUUUAACCACUCAGCAUGAGACUACUGAUGUGUCACAAAGCAGCGGAGGAAGAAACGUAGUCUUUGGCGUAAGGACUUCUGUUUCUGUAAUAAUUGCCCUACGCCGAGCUGUAAAACGGCACCGGGAGCGACGAGAACGGCAAAAGAGAGUCUUCAGAAUGUCCCUCUUGAUUAUUUCAACGUUUCUUCUCUGCUGGACGCCAAUCUCUGUUUUAAACACUACAAUUUUAUGUUUGGGCCCAAGUGACCUUUUGGUAAAGCUGCGAUUAUGUUUUCUAGUAAUGGCAUACGGAACAACUAUAUUUCACCCUCUACUUUAUGCAUUCACUAGGCAGAAAUUUCAGAAAGUUCUCAAAAGUAAAAUGAAAAAACGAGUCGUUUCAAUAGUGGAAGCAGAUCCCAUGCCAAAUAAUGCUGUAAUACAUAACUCAUGGAUAGAGCCUAAAAGGAACAAAAAGAUUACCUUCGAAGACAACGAAGUAAGGCAGAAAUGUUUAGUACCUCAGGUUGUCACUGACUAGACUUCAGUAUUCACCCAAACACACCAAGAGGAACAUUUGAACAAACUGUAGAAAAAUACUGCCAAAUAAGGAAAACUUUUUUAAACUAUUGGCUAGACUGUAAAUUUUCAAUAUAUAUGUUAAAUAGAGUAGGUCUUGUAUAUUCAAUUUCUUCAUUAUGUAAGAUAUAUGUUGCAUGGCCGUUUGUUAGCGUAACACCAUGUGUAUAUUUGUCAAAAAUAUCCAAGUCUUCUUUUUUAGAAAAUAAAUAGCCUUAAAAAAGCGCAAA
Struthio camelus australis is the source of this 2709-nucleotide messenger RNA. It is a transcript of the gene GPR22, whose product is annotated as G protein-coupled receptor 22. Gene Ontology annotation, cellular component: plasma membrane. The record is from RefSeq and is a predicted model, not a curated record. Gene Ontology annotation, molecular function: peptide binding; G protein-coupled receptor activity. Lineage: Eukaryota; Metazoa; Chordata; Aves; Struthioniformes; Struthionidae. Gene Ontology annotation, biological process: G protein-coupled receptor signaling pathway; cellular response to hormone stimulus.